This is a messenger RNA of Closterium sp. NIES-67, 1031 nucleotides long. The record is from the annotation of a GenBank genome assembly. Lineage: Eukaryota; Viridiplantae; Streptophyta; Zygnematophyceae; Desmidiales; Closteriaceae.
CUUGAGUCGAUCCUCGCCACCACCAUACCGCCGCCUCACCCCAUGACUUUCUGCGCGCCCGUGGGGGCAUCAAUGCUGCUCUCGCGCUUUCUCUCGCCACGCGCCACGUGUCUGUCCUCCAUUCGCCGCGAGGUGCGGAGCGUGGCGAUGGCGUCCGUCGCCGCAACAGCACCGUCAAAAGUGCAGUUCGUGGAGCUGAUGGGGCAGGGGUUGGCGCAGCGGAAGGCCGCCAUCCAAGAUCUGCGGGUGGUGCCUCUGGAGGGUCCUUCUCGAUACAUCCGACCGCAAAGCAUUCGAUACAAGCAGCACGGCAAGGACCGUCGAUGGGACAUGGUGCAAUCUCAUCCGUCCGUCGCUGUGCUGCUCUUCCACACAGGUGCACACCAUGGUGCGUCAGUUCCGCCCCACAGUGCUCGCAGCAGUGGCAGCGGCAACAGGGGCGGACAUAAGGGGGGGAGAGGAGGGCGUGCAGUUAACAGGGGACCUUGAUGCCGCCUUCACCUACGAGCUGUGCGCAGGGCUGGUGGACAAGCCGGGCAAAGACCUCCGGCAAAUCGCCAAGGAGGAGAUAGCAGAGGAGACGGGGUACGACGUGCCCUUGGACUCCCUGCAAGUGGUGACGGCCGCUCUCACGUCCGUGGGGAUAUCAGGCGCCAAGCAGACGCUGUUCUACGCGCAGGUGAACGAGGGUCAGAGGAUUCACGCUGGGGGAGGCAAGGAGGACGAGGGCGAGGCUAUCGACGUGGUGGGGCUGCCCCUCUCUCAGCUGGACGCCUUCAUUGCUGAUGUGGACCUGCCCAAGAGCCCUGGAGGGCUGUUUGGGGUCGCCUGGUUCAAAGCUACAGUGCUGCCCACACUGAAAAACAAAAACUAAAUCAUGCUAAUGUAGUGUGCGUGUGUGCUGUUACACUAAAACAAUCUAGUAAGAUAUCUACAGCAGACACUAGCUCAUUGAAGUAUUUGGGAUGAGACUGGUGUGUUUUGAAUAUUUGCUAGAAUAUGUGAUGUCCUUGAAUCAUUUGGCUGAAGAA